Molecule: messenger RNA, 3662 nt
Organism: Theobroma cacao (cacao)
Lineage: Eukaryota; Viridiplantae; Streptophyta; Magnoliopsida; Malvales; Malvaceae
Product: Ribosomal protein S5/Elongation factor G/III/V family protein
Biological process (GO): cytosolic ribosome assembly
Cellular component (GO): cytosol; ribonucleoprotein complex
Molecular function (GO): GTP binding; ribosome binding; GTPase activity
Source: RefSeq, a predicted model, not a curated record
CUCUCCAUCUAAAAAGAUUCGACGGAAAAUACACUUAAUCCCUAAUCCCCUAAAACUAAAUCAUGCAAGGAUCUUAGCCCUGAUCGCUUCCAAGUUGCAAACCCUGAAAAGAAGCCCAGCCCAGCCCAGCCAAGGUUACUUACCCCUUCAUUCUCUUGCAAACAGCAACGAUUUCCUCUCUUUCUCGCGAGACAAACGCCCAGGUCAGCCCCCUUUCAAUUUUCUUUGCUUGCAUAGCCUGGGAAUCAUUUACAAAAACCCAAUUUUGUUUUUGUUUGGUUUUAAGAUUCCCAAUACAUUGUUCAGCAUAUUUCUUUGUUAUUUUCGCUCUGCUUCUUGUUGUUGUUGUUGUUGUUGUAACUUGGGGAAGAAAAGAAAUGGGUGACUCUGACACGAGAAAGAUUAGAAAUAUAUGUAUUUUAGCACAUGUUGAUCAUGGUAAAACUACAUUGGCUGAUCAUUUGAUAGCCGCCACGGGUGGCGGUGUACUUCACCCUAAACUAGCUGGUAAACUUAGGUAUAUGGAUUAUCUUGAUGAAGAACAGAGGAGAGCGAUAACAAUGAAGAGUUCUUCCAUAGCUCUUCAUUAUAAAGACUACGAGAUUAACCUUAUAGAUUCCCCUGGUCAUAUGGAUUUUUGUAGUGAGGUGUCCACAGCUGCGCGGUUGAGUGAUGGUGGAUUGGUUUUGGUUGAUGCUGUUGAGGGCGUUCAUAUUCAAACUCAUGCGGUUCUGCGUCAGUCUUGGAUAGAGAAGGUUACCCCAUGUUUAGUUCUUAAUAAAAUUGAUAGGUUGAUAUGUGAGUUGAAGUUGAGUCCUAUAGAAGCUUAUAAUCGGUUAUUGAGGAUCGUUCAUGAGGUUAAUGGGAUCAUGAGUACAUAUAAGUCAGAGAAAUAUUUGUCUGAUGUUGAUUCGAUACUUGCUGGCCCUUCUGGUGAGGUGACUGAUGAGAAUUGGGAGUCUAUAGAGGAUGAUGAGGAGGAUACUUUUCAACCCCAAAAGGGAAAUGUUGCGUUUGUGUGUGCAUUGGAUGGGUGGGGUUUUACAAUUAAUGAGUUUGCUGAAUUCUAUGCUUCUAAGCUUGGAGCAAGUGCAGCUGCACUGCAAAAGGCCUUUUGGGGUCCUCGAUAUUUCAAUCCGAAGACCAAGAUGAUUGUUGGGAAGAAGGGACUAGGUGUAGGAAGUAAGGCUCGGCCGAUGUUUGUGCAGUUUGUCCUUGAGCCACUUUGGCAGGUUUACCAGGCUGCUUUGGAGCCUGAUGGGGACAAAGGGAUGCUUGAGAAGGUGAUUAAAUCUUUUAAUUUGUCUGUGCCUCCUCGUGAACUGCAGAAUAAGGACCCAAAGAUCUUACUUCAAGCUGUCAUGAGCAGAUGGCUUCCUUUGUCAGAUGCAAUUUUGUCAAUGGUGGUGAAGUGUCUGCCAGAUCCAAUUGCUGCUCAAUCACUUAGAAUUUCACGCUUGCUUCCCAAAAGAGAAAUUCUUGAUGAAGGGGUAGACUCUAAUGUGCUUGAAGAGGCUGAUUUUGUGAGAAAAUCAGUUGAAGCUUGUGAUUCUAGCUCUGAAGCACCAUGUAUUGCAUUUGUAUCUAAAAUGUUUGCCAUCCCGACAAAGAUGCUGCCCCAACGGGGUCCACAUGGGGAGAUUUUAAACAAUUUCAAUGAUGAAGGUGGAAGCAGUGAAUCAGAUGAGUGCUUCCUUUCAUUUGCUAGGAUAUUUAGUGGGGUUCUUACAUCAGGACAAAGAGUUUUUGUGCUUUCAGCUUUAUAUGAUCCAUUGAGAGGGGAAUCAAUGCAGAAGCAUGUGCAGGAAGCUGAAUUGCAUUCCUUAUAUUUAAUGAUGGGUCAAGGUCUGAAACCAGUGGCCUCGGCAAGGGCAGGGAAUAUUGUGGCAAUCCGUGGACUUGGUCAGCAUAUACUAAAGAGUGCAACUCUUUCAUCCACAAGAAACUGUUGGCCGUUCUCAAGUAUGGCUUUCCAAGUUGCCCCCACCCUGAGGGUUGCAAUUGAACCAUCUGAUCCAGCAGACAUGGGUGCUCUUAUGAAAGGACUGAGGCUUCUGAAUCGAGCAGAUCCAUUUGUGGAGGUCACUGUUUCAUCUAGAGGGGAACAUGUGUUAGCUGCUGCUGGGGAGGUUCAUCUAGAAAGAUGUGUAAAAGAUUUGAAGGAGAGAUUUGCAAAGGUGAGCCUGGAAGUCUCUCCACCUCUUGUGUUGUAUAAAGAGACCAUUGAGGGUGAUUUAUCUAAUCCAUUGGAGGAUUUGAAAAGAUUGAGUGCUAGCUCAGAUUAUGUUGAAAAAAUGACUCCAAAUGGAAGAUGUGUCAUCCGCGUUCAAGUCAUGAAACUUCCACCUACACUAACCAAGGUGCUUGAUGAAAGUGCUGAUUUGCUCUCAGAUAUUAUUGGAGGUAAACCAGGGCAGAGUGGUAAAGGCUUGGAAAUACAUAGAUCGAACGUGAGGGAAGAUGAGAAUCCAAUUGAAGUACUCAGUAAACGCAUAGUUGAUACUCUGGAGGGUGAUAUUUUGUGUGGAAAUGAAAAUGACAAGGAUCAGUCUGAGAAAUGCAAAGGUGAGUGGCUUAAGUUUCUUAGGAGGAUCUGGGCACUUGGUCCAAGGCAGGUUGGUCCUAACAUCCUCUUCACUCCAGAUUACAAAAGGAAGAAUAAUGAUGGCUCUGUUCUGAUAUGUGGUUCCCCUCAUGUAUCUCUAAGAUUGGGGUUUGCUGACAAUUCUAGUGCUGGUGAUAUGGCUGCUGUGCAAUCUUCAGAAGUAACUCAACCACUCUACAUAGAGGUGGAGAGUCUUGAAAGUAGUGUGAUGUCUGGAUUUGAACUAGCUACUGCAGCUGGCCCCUUAUGUGAUGAACCAAUGUGGGGACUAGCAUUUGUUGUUGAAGCUUAUAUCUCUUCCUCAACUGGGCAGGCCAGUGAAUCAGAACCUAACCAACAACCUGAGCAGUAUGGUCUCUUUACUGGACAGGUAAUGACAGCAGUCAAGGAUGCCUGUAGAGCAGCUGUGCUUCAGAGGAAACCUCGGCUUGUUGAAGCCAUGUACUUUUGCGAGUUGAAUACUCCAACUGAAUAUUUGGGCCCUAUGUAUGCUGUGCUUGCUCGGAGGCGAGCCCGAGUGUUGAAGGAAGAAAUGCAGGAAGGCUCUCCACUUUUUACUGUGCAUGCUUAUGUGCCAGUUUCUGAAAGUUUUGGUUUUGCUGAUGAGUUAAGGAGAUGGACAUCUGGGGCUUCUAGUGCACUUCUUGUGCUUAGCCAUUGGGAAGCACUUCCUGAGGAUCCUUUUUUUGUACCCAAAACAGAAGAGGAGAUAGAAGAGUUUGGAGAUGGUUCUAGUGUUCUUCCAAAUACGGCAAGAAAGCUCAUUGAUGCCGUGAGGAGGCGGAAGGGUCUCCGUGUAGAAGAAAAAGUAGUUCAGCAUGCAACAAAGCAGAGGACACUAGCUCGUAAAGUGUAAAAGUUGUUCAGAAGCCACGCUAUUAUCUCGAAAUACAUAGCCUAUAGAACAAUAUGAUCAUACACAAUUUUCAAUAGGGUUGAUCAUCAAAUUUUGUCUUACUUUUUUCCUUCUUGAAAACAAUGUAGCACACUCUUAUAAAAUGGAAUUUUAUCUGUGAACAUUGAUGAUUUGUUCUUGUGCAGGUAGUAGUUGUUUGAA